GCACAUUGACUCAGUACCGGUACUCUUGUAUAUAGUCUCGUUAUUGUUAUUUUAUUAAUCAAUCAUUUCUUUUUUUUCUUUGCUAAUCUUUUCUUCCUUUUAACUCUGCAUUCUUGGGAAAGGGAGGUCAAGUCUACGGUAAAGUUCACACGUGGCAAGUUCAAAAAUGGAUUGCCAAAUUACUUCUUAUCACAAUAGAAGGAAACAAAUGAUUCCCUACAGACGCUCUACUUCAACGAUAUCAGAUAUGGCUUUCAUCAGAGCAAUCUGUCAGGACAUAACACAAUCUGCUUUGACAGUUGACACUAUUAUAGAACUUCAUUUUAUUGAAUGAUUCCAAAAGUACAUCAUACAUCAGCCAGAGGUACAGACAGUGUCUAGGAACGUUUUGCCCUGCAAUGUGAGUCAUGCCUGGAGAUCCAUCAAGUUAUUGACUAUAUUUUCCACAAGAGGACCAGACUGUUUCACAAGAUGCAAUAUAUCCCUGAUGUUACAAGGUUAAUUCACUGUGACUCACUCAACCAGGUUCUCUAAAUCCUCAAGCCCCGAGAUCCGUAUUAUAAGGAUAUGUGAUGUUUAUUUGGGAUGAGAUGCACAACUAGAUGUCAAUAACUUCCUCAGAGGAAGACAAAGGUGUCAAUGAAAACAGCACUCAAGAAGCUUUAUGGCAGAAACAGGCCAAUCAAAAUGGGUGCCAGGCACUUCAUUUAACUAAAACUGCCGUACAUAAACACAGCAGCCAUACUGACAGAGUUGUGAGCCGUGAUUUCUGGCUACAACAGCCGGGGUCAUGUGGUUUGACCUCGGUGAUGGAUGUUCAAUCAGCCCCACAUUGGUGCCGAUGCUCAGACCUGGAGCCAAGAUGGAAGAGCUCAUCUCUGGGCAUGGUGCACUUUAUAGGGACAGAAUCAAUUCACUUCUCCCUGUCCAAGAUUCUCCCGCUAUUAUUCUUAAGGAAGUAAUUCAUGUAAAAGAAAAGGACUGAAAGUGCCAAGAACAUCCCGUAAAUAACAGGUGAUAGACGACUUUCUCACUCUGCUGGCUUUGUAUCUGUCGUGUUGAUGAAGGGCCGCUGGCCGUGGAUCCAGAUCGUCAUAUUUCUGUCAGCCACUACAUGGCCCCUCUUGCAAAGGACGGUGGUCCAUUGACGAAAGCCAUGGUGACUACCUAUUGAUUGAGUGCACUGGGGGGGGGCCCUCCUCCCACAUCUGACAGGAUAAAAGUAUAGCUGGGAUGGACCAAAGGCAGUGGAUUUGCUGGGGCAGGUUGAGAACGAGUUGACACUACGGUAAGCACUUCUUUGGGACAGUUGCUUCGCUGACAUGGACAGUUUUGUCUCUGUGAACUACUGGCUGGGACUGCUAGCUUUUCUGCUUCUACAAGGGGUAGUCAGUGUGGAGGGAAGAAGCAUCUUCAACCCUGGAAACCAUGUAUAUCCCCAAAGAGGAGACACAGACGCCCAGAAUAAGAUUCUAGCGUUGUUGCUACAUAGAAGCUUAGAACCUAUUGAAAGAAAUGACGCUUUAGGUUUAGAGUUUGCCAACAAGCUAGCGGAGCUGAAGGAGAUAGAGGCUUUGAAGGAGGACUUGGAGCUGGAAAGGGAGCUCUCCUCAAACACACUAGCGGAGGACAAGUCCAUACUGCGGAAAAGGGUUGAGCCCUGUUUCUGGAAGUAUUGUGUAUGACAGUACUUCCAGGAGCGCAGUACUGUACGUGCAGUACUGUCCUACAUAGAGAGGAGCCUCUGAGUCCCGCUGCAUUGCCCUAAUGCUCCAAAGACUCAACACGCUCACAGGCAACAACACAACUCACCCAUUACCAAGUGUUUGAAUGUUGUAGCGUAACUAAUAUGCUAAUACUAUAAUGUACUCAUCACUGUGCUGUAACCUCUGUGCUGAUGUCGCAAUAUUGGGCGUCUACAGGUGUUUAUAAUAGGUUCAAUGACGGUUGGGUCUAAAUCAAGGUGGGCAUAAGUGACAUUUUAUUUGUGUUGUUUUGCAUAAUUACCUUGUAGUGCAUAAUUACCUCAAACGACCGAAAUGACUUGAUCGCCAGUUCGGGACUGGAUGUAACGUUUCAGAUGCUUCUCUACAGGACUCCAACUUUUGAGAUGACAAGGAGUUAUCAGCAUUUCUCUAAGAAUGGAAAGUAUUGUUGUCACAGCCUAACAUCGUCUGCUGACAAAGGACUUGGUCCAUGUUUCCACACCCAGAGUAACUGUCCUCUUCUCAACAUGUUGACUUUGUCUUCCUCUAGUGGUAAAUGGGUGCAGUGACGCAAUUCAUGUACUUUCCAUUGUCAAAUAUUAGUAUUGCUUUGAUGAAAUAUCAGUAUUGCUUUGAUGAAAUAUCAGUAUUGCUUUGAUGAAUGUGUUACCGUUUCCUUCAUUUAAUAAACUAUAUAUUAUCAUGCUA
Oncorhynchus mykiss (rainbow trout) is the source of this 2414-nucleotide messenger RNA. RefSeq names its product urotensin 2 domain containing (gene uts2d). The record is from RefSeq and is a predicted model, not a curated record. Gene Ontology annotation, cellular component: extracellular region. Gene Ontology annotation, biological process: regulation of blood pressure; blood vessel diameter maintenance. Lineage: Eukaryota; Metazoa; Chordata; Actinopteri; Salmoniformes; Salmonidae. Gene Ontology annotation, molecular function: hormone activity.